GUCUUCUUUGGCAAUGUGGAUUCAUCUGGGAUAAAACACAAUAUUUUUAACCCUCCAAUUAUUGCUCGAUACAUCCGUUUGCACCCAACUCAUUAUAGCAUUCGCAGCACUCUUCGCAUGGAGUUGAUGGGCUGUGAUUUAAAUAGUUGCAGCAUGCCGUUGGGAAUGGAGAGUAAAGCAAUAUCAGAUGCACAGAUUACUGCUUCAUCCUACUUCACCAAUAUGUUUGCCACCUGGUCUCCUUCAAAAGCUCGACUUAACCUCCAAGGAAGGAGUAAUGCCUGGAGACCUCAGGUGAAUAAUCCAAAAGAGUGGCUGCAAGUGGACUUCCAGAAGACAAUGAAAGUCACAGGAAUAACUACUCAGGGAGUAAAAUCUCUACUUACCAGCAUGUAUGUGAAGGAGUUCCUCAUCUCCAGCAGUCAAGAUGGCCAUCACUGGACUCUCUUUUUUCAGAAUGGCAAAGUAAAGGUUUUUCAGGGAAAUCAAGACUCCUUCACACCUGUGGUGAACUCUCUAGACUCACCGUUACUGACUCGCUACCUUCGAAUUCAUCCCCAGAGUUGGGUGCACCAGAUUGCCCUGAGGAUAGAGGUUCUGGGCUGUGAGGCACAGGAGCUCUACUGAGAGUGGCCA
Mandrillus leucophaeus (drill) is the source of this 636-nucleotide messenger RNA. RefSeq names its product coagulation factor VIII-like. NCBI's taxonomy places the organism in Eukaryota, Metazoa, Chordata, Mammalia, Primates, Cercopithecidae. The record is from RefSeq and is a predicted model, not a curated record. The annotation marks the transcript as partial. The transcript has 4 exons.